GUGAUGGAAAAAGGUGAGACUGCUUCCUGGAUGCACCAGCAAGAACUGGAAGAUCCAUUCGAGAAAUACCUGAACAGCACCUUGGACUGCUUAGCGUUCCUCUGCGGGCCUCAGCGCAGCCACCUCUUCCUCCCUGUGACUGUGGUGUAUGCGCUGAUUUUUGUGGUCGGGGUCGUGGGCAAUCUCCUGGUGUGCCUGGUGAUUCUAUGGCACCAGAAUAUGAAGACGCCCACCAACUACUACCUCUUCAGCUUGGCUGUUUCUGACCUCCUGGUCCUGCUCCUUGGGAUGCCCCUGGAAGUCUAUGAGAUGUGGCACAACGACCCUUUCCUGCUUGGGCCUGUGGGCUGCUACUUCAAGACCGGCCUCUUCGAGACUGUGUGCUUUGCCUCCAUCCUCAGUGUCACCACCCUCAGUGUGGAGCGCUACGUGGCCAUCCUCCACCCGCUCCGCGCCAAGCUAGAGAGCACCCGGCGGCGGGCACUCAGGAUCCUGGCCGCUAUCUGGGGCUUCUCCGUCCUCUUCUCUCUGCCCAACACCAGCAUCCAUGGCAUCAAGUUCCAGUUCUUCCCCAACGGGUCCUUGGUCCCAGGCUCUGCAACCUGCGCCAUUGUAAAGCCCAUGUGGAUCUACAGUUUCAUCAUCCAGGUCACCUCCUUCCUUUUCUACAUCCUCCCAAUGAUUGUCAUCAGUGUCCUCUAUUUCCUCAUGGGGCUCAGACUGAAGAAAGACCAGUCCCUUGAGGUAGAUGAAAUGACUGCAGAUAUCCAGAGACCCUCCAGAAAGUCAGCCACGAAGAUGCUGUUUGUCUUGGUCUUAGUGUUUGCUAUCUGUUGGGCCCCAUUCCAUGUUGAUCGGCUCUUCUUCAGCUUUGUGGAAGAGUGGACUGACUCCCUGGCUGCUGUGUUCAACCUCAUCCAUGUGGUGUCAGGUGUCUUCUUCUACCUGAGCACAGCUGUCAACCCCAUUAUCUAUAACCUAUUGUCUUGCCGUUUCCGGGCAGCAUUCAGGAAUGUGAUCUCUCCUUCCUGCAAACAGUGGCACACUCAGGAUCCACCACAGGGGACACCUGUCCAGCAGAACACCUUCCUGACAGAAUAUCACCUGGUGGAGCUAAACGAAGAUGCCGGUCCCCAAUUCCCUUGUCAUUCAUCCAUCUGCACCUCUCACCUAUCCACAGGUCUCAGAAUUUGACAGGUACCAAGAAAGAAACUCUAG
Choloepus didactylus (southern two-toed sloth) is the source of this 1218-nucleotide messenger RNA. RefSeq names its product neuromedin U receptor 2 (gene NMUR2). Gene Ontology annotation, biological process: G protein-coupled receptor signaling pathway. Gene Ontology annotation, molecular function: neuromedin U receptor activity. The record is from RefSeq and is a predicted model, not a curated record. Gene Ontology annotation, cellular component: plasma membrane. NCBI's taxonomy places the organism in Eukaryota, Metazoa, Chordata, Mammalia, Pilosa, Megalonychidae.